UUGUUAUGGUCUUCAGUUCAUCUACGCAAGAAAUUGGAUGCGCUAAAGUAGCAGUUGCCCUAUCGCGUAUUUUAGGAGACGAGUUCUCGUGUGAAAACAGUCUUGAUAAUAUUUCGGCUACGUUAAAUCACUACGUAUCGGAUGCUGAUACGUAUCAAGUUGCACAAACAAUCGAUUUCAUGUUGAGGCAUCCUGAUAUGCUUCCAACCAAGCAUCAGAAAGCUACCGCGUUGUUUCUGAUGUACGAGUUGUUCAAGUCUGAACCCCUUUAUUUCAAUCCAUUCGCCCAUGUUUUCGUGGAGAUGCUGGAUAACCAGAGUCCCAUGUCUUUGCGAAUUUUCUGCAGCCAUCUCGCGAAUGUGCACGGUGACCUUGGUGAUUCACCAGCUUCGUCUGUUCUUCAUGAAAUGCUACGGAAAACUCCUAAGAUACUUGUGCAUGAGUUUGAAUCUCUAUCCAGUCAAGCAAUAUUGGAUACAACUUCUUUUCUGAGUGCUGUCGCCGCAGAGAUGGAAUCUAUGCCGUCAGUGGAAAAGGCUGCUGUAAGUGCAAUAAUUGCAAAUCCAAUGCCUCAGACGCUGAAUCCUCCAAAUAGCUAUAUUCAGAUAGCGAAAACAAUAGAGGCUGCUCUUCCUUGUCUUGAUGCCACUCUUAACCCUGCCUCAUUCAUUUUUCGAAUUCCACCGCCAGUCUUUCAAUCCGAUGAUGGAAGUGACUUGAUUUGGAUGAACCCUCUGGACAGUGAGCACAAGUUUCAGUUCGACGAUACAGUUUUCAGUGAAAAUAGUUCAAAUAAAGCCGAUCAGGCCGCCGACACUGGAUCAUCGGAUGCUACUGGUGUUAGCACGCAUCUGAAAAAUCUACUAGAAUCUGCAUACAAAACUACGCUGUCUAAUGAUCAGUUGGCUGAAAUCAAAAAUGAAUUGAAAAGUGUGAAAAAUACAAGCGGUCUUAGGUUCUGUGUUGGGCAUCUUGCCGCGCUCACAGAGCACAACCCGACGGCCGCUGUUGAUUUGCUUCUUAAGGUUUUGGUUUCAAGUGGAGAAGGCAGUGAGCACCAAAUGCUGGAGUUCCUAAAAGCCUUAGUGAACAUUGAAAUGUCAGUUCACUCCAUGGAAGUAGUCAAUCGGCUAACAAACGAGGUUGAGCUACCGAAUGAGUUCAUUCACAUGUACAUUUCGAACUGCAUCCAGACUUGUGAAGCGAUUCAAGACAAGUUCCAUCAGAACAGAUUGGUCCGUUUGUUGUGCGUGUUUUUACAGUCGCUGAUACGAAAUAAAGUAGUCAAUGUCUCUGACCUCAUGGUUGAAAUGCAGGCGUUUUGCAUUGAGUUCAGUGGCAUCCGAGAAGCUGCAGCUCUAUUCAGGCUGAUGAAGUCUUUAGAUUCUGGAUCUGGCAGUGAUGCUUCCACAAAGCAGUCCGCAAAUGGGAAAAACUAGAACUACAUUAGUAUUCAGCUCAAAAUUAAUAUUGUGAUUUGUUAAUUGAACAGCAAUUGCUGUGCAAACUAGCAGUUAGUUGUCAGUCGUUUUCAGGAUCGAGGAUAGUUUGGGGCUCUGAAUUGGGAGGCAGUUAGGACCUGUUACCUGCAACACAACAACCUCCCUCCCCCUCCUGGAUUUUUUUAGGAAUUGAACUUUACUUUGACAUUGCCCGAUUGUUUUCAAGUUUGACAUUUAUAGCAAUUAUCCAGUUCGGAACACCUUUAAUCUUUAGUUUCA
This is a messenger RNA of Symsagittifera roscoffensis, 1721 nucleotides long. RefSeq names its product CCR4-NOT transcription complex subunit 11-like. The transcript is spliced from 4 exons. NCBI's taxonomy places the organism in Eukaryota, Metazoa, Xenacoelomorpha, Acoela, Convolutidae. Bases 6 to 1439 code for a protein of 477 amino acids. Gene Ontology annotation, cellular component: CCR4-NOT complex. The record is from RefSeq and is a predicted model, not a curated record.